AUGGCGGAUUCUUUAGAGGAUUUGGAAUUUAAUAUAAAAUUUCCAACGUGUACGUCGAAAGAUUUAUUUAAUAGAAACGUGAAUGAUAAUAAAGAAUUAUUAUUAUAUAAUAACGAACAAGAAAAAUUACCCGUUAUUAUUUUAUUCGGUUGGACGGGUUGUCAAGAUAAAUAUUUAGCUAAAUACAGUUCGAUAUACGAAAAAAAAGGGUGUAUUACACUAAGAUGUAUUGCACCGGUGAGUGUUAUUUUUUUAAGGCACGAUAAAUUUCCUAAACUCGGUGAAAAAUUAUUACAUUUAAUUUAUCAAGUUUCACUGGAUAAACAUCCAAUUUUUUUUCACAUGUUUUCUAAUGGCGGUGCUUUCUUUUAUCAACACGUCAGUUUUCAAAUGCAAAAAAAACAAUUGAAAUUACAGGUAAAAGGAGCCAUUUUUGAUUCAGCACCUGGAGAAAGAAGAUUUUAUUCAGUUUAUAAAGCAUUGACGGCCAUAUUAGGUGGCCCAUCUUGGUAUAACGUUCCACUUGGAUUUUGUAUUUCAGUAUUUUUAUUUACAGUUUUUUUAAUAUUGGCAAUAUUAAAAGGAAUAAAAGAAUUUAAAAAACCUCAGACUGAUCCUUUAGUUUUGGUUAAUGAACCCUAUAAUUGGCCUCAAUUAUUUAUUUAUUCAAAAAAUGACAGUUUAGUUAAAUUUCAAGAUAUAGAAAAAUUUGCGGACAAAAGGAAAAAUAUGGGUAUUAAAAUAGAAAAAUUAUGUUUUGAUGAUUCCCCUCACGUUCAACAUUUGGUAACGCAUAGAGAAAAAUACAUAAAUACGAUCAUGAAAUUUUUACAAAAUUGUUUAGAUUCUAGUAACGUAACGAAAAAAAAAUUAUAUUAA
Molecule: messenger RNA, 879 nt
Organism: Pediculus humanus corporis (human body louse)
Lineage: Eukaryota; Metazoa; Arthropoda; Insecta; Psocodea; Pediculidae
Exons: 5
Coding region: 1-879 (292 amino acids)
Source: RefSeq, a predicted model, not a curated record